GCAGGUGCCGGGGGCAGCCGCCGCCGCGGGGCCGCGCUCCGCCAGCGCCUGCCUUGAGCGGACCGGGGCCGCCGCCGCCGGGGGCCGCUGCCGGCUCUGCCCGCUCCUGCCGGCCCCUGCCUUGGGACUUACCUCACGCCUCCGCCACACCUCAGGACGAUAACGCGGAGACCGCCGCCAUGCCCGACUCGCCGGCCGACGUGAAGACGCAGGCGCGCUCCUCGCCGCCCAGCAUGCCCCCGCCCGCCGCCCAGGGAGCCUCCCGCCACCCCUCCUUCACUCCCAGCACCAAUCGAGACGCUGGCCCUCCGACGUUUCUGCCUCGCGGCCGUUUUCAUGGUUGCUUGAAAUGGUCGAUGGUCUGUCUUUUGAUGAACGGGAGCAGCCACUCGCCAACCGCCAUCAAUGGGGCUCCGUCCACCCCCAACGGGUUCAGCAACGGGCCAGCCACCUCCUCCAGCGCCUCCCUGUCCACCCACCAGCUCCCUCCAGCCUGUGGUGCCCGCCAGCUCUCCAAGCUGAAGCGCUUCCUCACCACCCUGCAGCAGUUUGGGAACGACAUCUCCCCCGAGAUCGGGGAGCGGGUGCGCACCCUCGUCCUGGGGCUCGUGAACUCCACCCUCACCAUCGAGGAGUUCCACGCCAAGCUCCAAGAGGCCACCAACUUCCCGCUGCGACCCUUCGUCAUCCCCUUCCUCAAGGCCAACCUGCCGCUGCUGCAGCGGGAGCUGCUGCACUGCGCCCGCAUGGCCAAGCAGACCCCGGCCCAGUACCUGGCCCAGCACGAGCAGCUGCUGCUGGACGCCAACGCCUCCUCUCCCAUCGACUCCUCCGAGCUGCUCCUGGAGGUGGGCGAGAGCGGCAAGAGGAGGACGCCAGACAGGACCAAAGAGAACGGUUUGGACCGAGACCCCCUGCACCCCGAGCACCUCAGCAAGCGGCCGUGCACCAUGAGCCCAGCGCAGCGCUACAGCCCCAGCAACGGGCUGAGCCACCCCCCAAACGGGCUGGGGCACCCCCCCGCCGGCCCCCCCCUGCCCCAGCACUACCGCCUGGAGGACAUGGCCAUGGCGCACCACUACCGGGACAGCUACCGGCACCCCGAGCCCCGGGAGCGCCCGCGGCCCGCCGCCGUGCACGGGACGCGGCAGGAGGAGGUGAUCGACCACCGGCUCACGGACCGGGAGUGGGCCGAGGAGUGGAAGCACCUCAACAAUCUGCUGAACUGCAUCAUGGACAUGGUGGAGAAGACGCGGCGCUCGCUGACGGUGCUGCGGCGGUGCCAGGAGGCCGAUCGCGAGGAGCUCAACCACUGGAUCCGGCGCUACAGCGACGCCGAGGACAUGAAGAAAGGCAGCCCCCCCUCAGCACGGCCCCACAACUCCUCCUCCUCGGCCGCCGCCGAGGCUCCCCAGUUAGACGCUCACCGGGACUUCGCGCCGCGGCCGCUCUCCGGGUACAUGCCCGAGGAGAUCUGGAGGAAGGCUGAAGAAGCCGUGAACGAGGUGAAGCGCCAGGCCAUGUCCGAGCUGCAGAAGGCCGUGUCGGACGCCGAGCGCAAGGCCCACGAGCUGAUCACCACCGAGCGCGCCAAGAUGGAGCGGGCCCUGGCCGAGGCCAAGCGCCAGGCGUCCGAGGAUGCCCUCACUGUCAUCAAUCAGCAGGAGGACUCGAGCGAGAGCUGCUGGAACUGCGGGCGGAAGGCGAGCGAGACGUGCAGCGGCUGCAACACGGCGCGCUACUGCGGCUCCUUCUGCCAGCACAAGGAUUGGGAGAAGCACCACCACGUCUGCGGGCAGACUCUGCAGGGGCUGCCGGGCCCCGCCGCGCCCGGGCCGGGCCAGCCCGACGCGGUGCCCGCCGUGGCCAGCAGCCCCAGCGAGGCGGGCUCGGUGGCCGCGUCCCGCGCCGGCACCCCGGCCACGCCGGCGCCGCUGGACAGCGCGUCCCGCUGAGCAAAGCCACGCACUGACUGACUGACUGCACCCCGUGCAAUUUCCUCAGCUACCUGACUGACUCGUGUGACCUCCGAAACGACCUCUCUAGCUCUCACAACUAAUCCUCACGGAUCCUCAAACUGGGCUUUAAGUGGAGUUAAGGCAAAUACCGGUCUCUGUUCUUUCUUCAGUCUUUGUUUUGGCUUUUUUUCGGUUGGUUUUCUAUCGGCUGGGGGAUUGUGGUUUGGGAUUUUUUUGGGUUUUUUGGCUGGUUUUGUUUUUCUUUUUUUGCUCUUUGGAUGAGGGAUUUGGCUCCAGCAUCACCAAUCAGUGCUGUGGGGAGAGACCAGCCUGAUCCCACCCCCCAUCAGUGCUGCAGAGGGGCUCACUUGGAGGAGGAAAGAACCUGCUUUUCUUCAUCUCUCUCUUCCUAUUUUUUUAUUUUUUCUUUUUACCUUUUUUUUUUUUUUGUAAAAAAAAUAAAGAAAAUAAAAAAGAAAACGUCGGACUCUUUGGCUUUAAGUAAGAAAUUGUAAAAAAGAAAAAAAAAAAAAGAAAAAAAAAAAAGGAAAAAUCCAAAAACCAGACGACGCGUGACGGACGCUCACCUGUAACUACCUUGCUAGCUAGCCAAGAACAGACCAGACUCACCUCUGCUCCAAAGGAAAUCCAAAACCAAGGAAGAUCCAAACGUCUCUCCACUGCCAAAGUUCGUUUCGUUCUGUUGUCGCUUCCUUCCCCUCCCCACAAGGAUGGAUGGACAUGCCCCUGGGGCUUUAAAGAAUUUCUAUUAAAAUAAAGCAAAAAAAAAAAAAAAAAAAAAAAAGGUGUUUUUUUACUAAAACCCCAACCCCCAAGGCGUGGGAGGGGGAGAUGGGGCUGAGAACCGCAGCCGGAGCCGGCACCUCUCUACCUCUGCCCGCCACCACCCUGGAAAAGGAGAACAAAAAGGAGAUUAAAAAGAAAAAAAAAAAGAGAAUAAUAAUAAAAAAAAAUUUCAAAAAAAAGGGAAGUUAAAAGAUGGAUUUUGGGUUUCUCCCUCCCCAAAGCCGUCGGGGGACCCCCCAUCCCUUCACUGCCAGGCUGCUCCCACACCCCGCGCUGGAUUUGUUUCACAAGGAUUUUUAAGAGGAAAAGGAAAGGAAAAGGAAAGGAAAAGGAACGCUGCCGCCUUCCUGGCCAAGGACAAUGUGGAUUAUUGGGAUUCUUGCCUCGCUGGAGCAGCACGGAGGAGGAAGUGCAAUAGGGGAAGCCCGAGCUCCGAGCGGAGGCAGCAGUGCUGUGCGCUAAUGUGAAUGUAAAUAGUGUCUGCAGAGGUCCAAAAAUGAACCAUAAUAAUAAUAAUAAUAAUAAUAAUGAUGCUAGUGAUAAUAAUAAGAGACGUUUGCCAAAUAAAGGAUGAGGAGGAAGCGUGGAGCCGUGGCGCUGGCCCCAGCAGGCCUGGCAUCGAGAGGAGCUGUAGUUUUUCUGCAUUUGCAAAACCCAUCCUGUGUGUUUUCCGUAGGGGAGGAAGAGGAGGGAAGGGCUCGGGGCUGGGGGGGUUGUGCUGCCGGUCACAGGGCUGGGCUGGGCCACAGCAGAGCUUGGCACACGCCAAGGGUGAUGGCCCUGUGCCGCUGUCACCCAGCCCUGCUGGGGGUUCUGUGCGCCCCAAGGCCUUGGUGCAUCCCCUGGGAGGGCUCUGUGCACCCCAAAAUCUUGGUGCGUCACCUUGGAUGAGUUCUGUGCACCCUGAGACCCCGGGGGGUUUCUGUGCACCCCGAGAUCUCUCUGAAUCCUUCCAGGGUUGUUGUUCUGUGGUCUCAGUGCAUCCCCCCCAGGAGGUUUCUCUGCUCCUCAAGAUCUUGGUGCACCCUCCUGGGAGGGUUCUGUGCACCCCAAGAUCUUGGUGCAUCCUCCUGGGAAGGUUCUGUGCACCCCAAGAUCUUGGUGCACCCUCCUGGGAGGGUUCUGUGCACCCCAAGAUCUUGGUGCAUCCCCCCAGGGGUUUCCUGUGCACCCCAAGGUCUUGGCCCAAUCCCGGGGACGUUUCUGUGCCCCCCAAGACCUCGGUGCACCCCCUGGGUGGUUUCUGUGCCCCCACCCCAACCCCGGGAGCUUCACCGGGUGCCCCUCCCGUGACUGUUCACUUUAUUUAUGGUGUGACAUAUGUAAUAUUGUCUAUUUUUCUUACGUUUCCUGAGAAGAGGUAAUAUAUAAGAGUAUUGCAGAUGCCCCUGCUCGCCCGGGUGUCGGGCCCGUCCCCGCCGUGUCCCCGCCUGUCCCCGCCCGUCCCCGCCGCCCCCGGCCCCGCUCCUGCCGGGGCUCUGCCUCUCUACCUCCACCUCGCCGGGAAACCGGGGGCGAGAUCCCUUGCCCAGGGUCUGCUCUCCUUUCCGCUCCGCUCCCUGCUGGUUUGCUUUUUUUUUUUUUUUUUCCGAAUUAUUUUAAUUUUUUUUUUAAUUUUAAUUAAGAAUAAAACUACCCUACAGAACCUUGCAUUGAAACCAAAAGCCGAGGGAGGGGAGGGAGGGCACGGCGGUGACGGGCGGCCAAACCAGAACGACAGCUUUAAAUGUCAGAUUUCCCAAAAAAAAAAAAAAUAGAAUUGUGCUGCGGGGAGGACGGAGCGGCCGCGGGGCUGCGGCGAUGCUGUGGGCGCUUCCCUGGGGGUUUGCUCCGAAAUGGUGGUGCUGGGAACCAAGGGACCUGUGCCCCUUUGGUGGCACCUCGGAGGUGGCAGCGUGGUGCUGGCACAGCCUGGCCGGGCCGGGGGCCGUGGGACAGCCUGGGGACACGGGGUGCCACAUCGGGGACACGGGGACAGCGUGUGGCAGGUGCCCGUGCCCGGGGCGCUGCUGUGGCGCUGGGAGGUGGCAGGAGGGACGUGGCUCUCUCGGGGUCCCCUCUCCAGCCCCUUCCUCUCGCUCCCAACCCACAAUCCCAGCUGAAACCAAAGUGCCGCGUCCCGGCGAGGCUGGAGCAGGGUCCCACACCUGCCUGGCCUUCGCUCCAUCACUGCCAGAGCCCCCCGAACUCCCCUGCAGCAUUUCUUCCUCCUCCUCCUCCUCCGGGGGCUGCUGGGUCCCCCUCCGCAUCCCAGCGUUUCUGAGGCUGGGGACAGGAUGCCGCUGUGUCCCCCGGUGCCGGGCACUGUGAUGGGGUGUCCCCCGGGCGGUGGCAGCCCCGGGGGCUCCUCCGAUGUCACCGAGCACCACGGCCCCGGCGGGGAGGGGGUGCCGCUGUCCCCCGUCCCUGGCGGCCGCUUCCCCGAGCCCUGCCCUGCCAGCCCCGGCCUGGGGACACCGGGGGGCUGGAAAGCAGAGCCCCCGGCCGGGCCAGGCGUGGGGCCAGCCCACGACGAGAGAUGACGUGGUAGGACUUUCCUUCGGCAUGCUGUCCCCCCUUGCUGUUCCCCGCUUUCUCUAAGUGUACUGUAUGUUUGACCUGUGAAAGAUGUAAACUUUAUGAUUCAGGUUAUGUCUGUUCUUAACUCUGUAUCUGUGUAAUAAAGACAAUUUAAUAUCAACCAGA
This is a messenger RNA of Zonotrichia leucophrys gambelii, 5450 nucleotides long. It is a transcript of the gene CBFA2T3, whose product is annotated as CBFA2/RUNX1 partner transcriptional co-repressor 3. Gene Ontology annotation, biological process: negative regulation of DNA-templated transcription; DNA-templated transcription. Lineage: Eukaryota; Metazoa; Chordata; Aves; Passeriformes; Passerellidae. Gene Ontology annotation, molecular function: transcription corepressor activity. The record is from RefSeq and is a predicted model, not a curated record. The coding region runs from base 180 to 1955 and encodes 591 amino acids. Gene Ontology annotation, cellular component: nucleus. The transcript has 12 exons.